CUCCUCCAAAAAAUUCAGUUUUUUUUAGGACAUUUGGAAAUUCUCUCAGCCCUUCUGGUGGUUUUGACAAAUGGGUCACUGUACAUGGUGAUGGUCUUCUCAGAUUCAAAUCACUUCAAACUCGGACCUCUUCUAUUUAUUUCGUAUUAGGUAUCUUAACUUCUACUAUACCAUUGCCUAUUUAGAGUCAGAUAUUAUUGGUUGAUUGAAGUUUCAUAGAUUUGAAGUUUCAUAGAUAGGCGUGGUUUUUAAGAGUCAGAUUCGUAGGGAAUUAUGGAGUGCAACAAAGAUGAGGCAGCUAGAGCAAAAGAAAUUGCUGAGAGAAAAUUUACAGAGAGAAAUUAUUCUGCUGCAAAGAAGUUUGUUUUGAAGGCUCAAAAUUUGUAUCCUGGGCUUGAUGGUCUCUCACAAAUGAUGACGACUCUUGAAGUGUAUAUCUCUGCAGAGAAUAAGAUAAAUGGGGAAACGGAUUGGUACGGGAUACUUGGUGUGAACCACUUGGCUGAUGAUGAGACUAUUAGGAAACAAUAUAGAAAGCUGGCUCUUGUUCUUCAUCCUGAUAAAAACAAGUCACUUGGUGCAGAGGGCGCAUUUAAAUUGGUUUCGGAGGCCUGGAGUUUGCUAUCUGACAAGGCAAAGAGAUUGGCUUAUAAUCAGAAAAGGGACCUGAAAGGGGGUCGACAGAAAACUCCUACCCACACACAUAGUACUUCAGUGCCGCCAAGUGCAAAUGGCUUUCAAAAUUUUAAGAAUGUAGCUUCAAAUGCAAGGAACGUUCAAAGUAAGGUCCAGGUAGGGGCUUCUCAAAGAAAACCAGAUACUUUUUGGACUCUUUGCAACCGAUGCAAGACACACUAUGAGUACCUUAGAGUCUAUCUAAAUCACACUCUCCUUUGUCCUAAUUGUCAUGAAGCUUUUUUGGCCGUAGAGAGGGCUCCACCCCCAAAUGUAUUGAAGUCACCUAGUUGGUCUUCUCAGCAGCAGCAUCAAAAUUCUAGACAGUAUACAACUGGCGAUGCCUAUGGUACUGGAAGAAACUCUAAAAAACCUGAUUCUGGGCAUUCUGGGGGUAUUAAUUCAGUUGAUAAUACAAACUUUCAGUGGGGUCCUUCCUCCAGGACAGCUGGUGUUGGUAGCACUUUUUCAUCAGCUUCCGCACGAGCUGCAAAUUUGGGUCAACAGGCCAGUGAGAAAGUGAAGAGAGAUCGCGAUGAAACACAGCCAUCGACUGAAGUGGAUAGGAGUCAAUUGUCUUCAAAAAAGAAAAGAACUGAUGGAAUUAACAGCUUUGGGGUCCACGCGGCAAAUCAAAUGGCCAGUGGAGAUGGAUCAGCUGGUGUUGGCUUAUCUGAAGUAAGGAAGAGUUAUCCUGAUACUCAAAAGUUUCAUAGUUUUUAUUAUGCAUUUAACAGGACCGAUAGCCAGAGAGAGUUGUCAAUCUUUGAAAUCCGAAACAUGCUAAUGGACAAGUCUCGUGCUGAAAUACAUAAGAAACUUAAAGAAUGGAGCUCAUUGGCUGAAAAGUCAACUCUGAAUAAACAGUCCAAGAAGCAAAAGAAUGUGGUGAAUGAUGGAACUCAUGAUAUAAAAAUUAAUGGUAAACCUUCUGCAAACGGUAAAGGAUGGAAUGAGAAGGAGCCUGAGUCUGACUCUUUAGCUAGUAAAAAUACAGGCAGUGAGAACGAUCCUAUCUCAAUUAAUGUUCCAGACCCUGAUUUUCAUAAUUUUGACUUGGACCGAGCUGAAAGUUCAUUUGGGGAUGAUCAAGUCUGGGCUUGUUAUGAUGAUGAUGAUGGAAUGCCUCGUUUCUAUGCGCGAAUUCACAAGGUGAUGUCCCUAAGACCAUUCAGAAUGCGUUUCAGUUGGCUCAACUCAAGAAGCAACAUGGAGAUUGGCCCAAUGGACUGGGUAGGUUCGGGGUUCACAAAAACCUGUGGGGAUUUCAGAAUUGGAAAACAUGAAGUCACAAGAUCAUUGAACUCCUUCUCGCAUAAGGUUUGCUGGGUGAAAGGUUUACGAGGGGUGAUUCAGAUAUUUCCUCAGAAGGGUGAAGUCUGGGCUCUUUAUAGAAACUGGUCUGCAGAUUGGAAUAAAGAUACUUCAGAAGAAAUGAUUCACAAGUACGAUAUGGUAGAAGUGCUUGAUGAUUUUAAUGAAAAAGAAGGCGUGUCUGUUGCUCCUCUUGUUAAGGUUGGUGGUUUCAGGACAGUGUUCUGUAGAAACAUGGAUCCAAAAGAAGUGAGGAAGAUCCCUAAAGAAGAGAUGUUUCGCUUCUCCCAUCAGGUCCCCAAUUACUUACUUACGGGAGACGAAGCUCAAAAUGCUCCGAAGGGUUGUCGGGAAUUGGAUCCAGCAGCAACACCUUUGGAGCUCCUGCAGAUUGAUACAGAAUCAUUUCAGGUAACCACGAAGGAGACUGAGGUAAAAACUGUAGGAGAGAUAUCUCAUAUUAAUCAGGAAACUGUAGUUAAUGAGGUGGAAGACACAUUGGAAGCUAGGAAGGUAGAUGUAGUAACCCAGGAAGAUGAACAAACUAAGAUGUCUGGUGAUGUUACCUUCCAGGGUAGCUAAGGAAGCUUAUAUGGCAGAUAAUGCCAACAAAAGUAAAUCAACUAAACAACGUGGAGUUUGCUCGAGGUAUACCCAAUAGGUGCAUUUUUUGAAUUCUGUCUGACCAAAGUUGUAGAGAAUUCUUGCUUUUGUUUGGAUUGGAUCCAUUGUUGCUCCAAUUGUUUAUUGGUUUUGUGGCUUUGUACUUGACACAGUGGAAUCUCUCAAGUCUUAUCGAGAAAUUCAUCGAUAAUGACCGCCAUACUUGAGACAAAAAUGAGAUCCAACUUAUCUCUACUUACCUGAAAUUUUUGAGGGUCUAGUUAUAUGUGGCUCCUUAGCACAUAAUUGACUCAAACCCAGUUCUUAAUUCCUUCAUUGAAGGCCCGCGUUUAUACUUUUGGUUCAUAUUCCCUUCUCUUGUAAGGAUCCUUUAAAAUAUGUUUGUUUUCUCUUCCUUAUUGAAGUAUCUUUUAGACAGCAUA
Molecule: messenger RNA, 3035 nt
Organism: Cucurbita moschata (crookneck pumpkin)
Lineage: Eukaryota; Viridiplantae; Streptophyta; Magnoliopsida; Cucurbitales; Cucurbitaceae
Exons: 2
Coding region: 274-2571 (765 amino acids)
Source: RefSeq, a predicted model, not a curated record